AUGGGGAUCGUCUCCUCCGGCUCUGCUUCUCUUUCUGCUGCUGACCUGGCUGCUGACCCGGUGCGGCGCAGGCCCUUUACCAGCCUCCCCACAGCAGCACAGCAGCACCCAUCUGCUGCAGCAGCAGCACCAGCAGCAGCAGCAGCAGCAGCAGAGAAAGGGGGCCCCCAAGGGCCCCCCUCUUCUUUCCCGAGAGAAGGCACAGUACCCGCAUCCAAGCCCCCCAUACCCACCAGCGCCCCGCCCCCCUCUACCCCCUUCACCCCCAAGACAGGCAGCAUAGCGACAAAGAAAACCCCAGAAGAGAAGCAGGCUCAGCCGCCUGCUGCUGCAGCAGCAAAAACAGCACCAGCACCAGCAGCAGCAGCAGCAGCAGCAGCAGGAGCUGGCAAGGCUGGGGGGGGGGGCCCACCAAGCAGCAAGCCGGCGGGGGCCGGGGCCCCACUAGGGAAAACACUACCCCCCGUUGCAGCGAAGAAAGACUCGCCUGCAGCCCCGAAGACCCUCAGCUCCCCCGCAGCGAAAGCAGGGGGGCCUCCAGCCCCCACAGCAAGCGGGGGGGGGCCCCCAACAGCCAAAGGACCGGGGGGGGGGCCCCCAGGUGCAGCAGCAACAGGAGCAGCAGCAGCAGCAGGAGGGAAAUUGCCAGCGCCACCAGCAGCAGCAGCAGCAGGAAAGGGGGAGGGGCCCCCAGCACCCAAAACCCUGGGGCCCCCAACCACCAAAAGCCCUACAGGACCACCGGGGAUGCCGAAGAAGACCAGUGGUCCACCACCAGCAGCAGCAAAGACAGAGGGGCCUCCAGGCUCUCCAUCACCCAAGAAAGAGACAGCUCUGCCUCCUAAGAAAGAAGUACCCACACCAACACCUGCAGGGGCCCUCAAGGCCCCGGGGGCCCCUGGGGGGCCCCCAGGGGGGGCCCCGGGGGGGCAGCAGCAGCAGCAGCAGCAGCAGCAGCAGGAGCUGGCAAGGCCGGGGGGGGGGGCCCACCUAGCAGCAAGCCGGCGGGGGCCGGGGCCCCACUAG
This is a messenger RNA of Eimeria mitis, 1026 nucleotides long. RefSeq lists its product as uncharacterized. The record is from RefSeq and is a predicted model, not a curated record. The transcript is spliced from 2 exons. The coding region runs from base 1 to 1026 and encodes 341 amino acids. Lineage: Eukaryota; Apicomplexa; Conoidasida; Eucoccidiorida; Eimeriidae.